CAACAAAACUACACCCGGAGCAGAGAUCACGACGUCGACAGCAACAACAACAAUACAGCAAGUGGAGACAAUAGAGAUUCAAGCAGACGUCCCAGAGUCGGGAUCAUAUGUAUCCAGGACAGUGGAAACCGGCAGUUCAGGAUUGAAUGAAAAAUACCAGGAGCGUUUAAAGGCUCGUUUCCGUGGUGCUGGGUAUGUGUACCGUUAAUGCGACCCAAAAAAAAAAACCAGGAAUGUGCGCCUUUUUGCGUCCUAUAACUAAUCGGCAACUCUUCUGGAUCAUUUGUAGGACACAUCGGUCAGAUUUCAGAGGAUUCACUCUUAAACCAACAAAAAACGUUGUGGAGCCAACUAAGCAGACAUCGGCCGCAUCUAUACAACGUCCAUCAGGCGCUGAGUUGCGCGCAGAGUCCACCAAUCGCAGGAAACCAGUAUCAAAUACCCAAGAUUCCCAUCCUACAACUAAAGGCGUACUUUCAAAUGCAUUCAAGGAGCUUUCGAUCGACAGAGAUUCUGCCAACAAAGAUACCUUGGAAAAACCUGCAUCUUCAGGAGAUGUCAAUCCUCGAACCCGAAGUGAAAAAUUUACAAGAAGCACGAGCCGUAGUGCUGGUACGUAUGAUUUUUAGUGAGAUAUCGAUGAGGAUAUGAUGCCUGCUCAAAGUAAUUUUUUACGAUCCUAAAGGCAUUCUUACUUUUUGAUCCGCCCUGCAGGCUAUAGUCCGAACUUCAAAAUCGCAUGGGGAAAG
This is a messenger RNA of Gamsiella multidivaricata, 749 nucleotides long. RefSeq lists its product as uncharacterized. The record is from RefSeq and is a predicted model, not a curated record. The transcript has a single exon. NCBI's taxonomy places the organism in Eukaryota, Fungi, Mortierellomycota, Mortierellomycetes, Mortierellales, Mortierellaceae. The coding region runs from base 195 to 629 and encodes 144 amino acids.